Pichia kudriavzevii is the source of this 2853-nucleotide messenger RNA. RefSeq lists its product as uncharacterized. Gene Ontology annotation, molecular function: damaged DNA binding; single-stranded DNA endonuclease activity; single-stranded DNA binding. The record is from RefSeq and is a predicted model, not a curated record. Lineage: Eukaryota; Fungi; Ascomycota; Pichiomycetes; Pichiales; Pichiaceae. Gene Ontology annotation, cellular component: nucleotide-excision repair factor 1 complex. The transcript has a single exon. Gene Ontology annotation, biological process: double-strand break repair via homologous recombination; double-strand break repair via single-strand annealing, removal of nonhomologous ends; resolution of meiotic recombination intermediates. The coding region runs from base 1 to 2853 and encodes 950 amino acids.
AUGGCAGGGGAAACUGCGUUGAUUGGAAAAACAUUAGAAAUUAACCUUUCACUUCUGCUCAAAUUUCAAGAGAAUAUAGUGAUAGAUUUUGUAGAACAUGAUGGUUUGCUGAUAUUAGGUAAGGGAUUAGGUGUCAACCAUAUUGUUGCAAAUCUUUUACACGUACUGAUGCACUCCGUGGGCGGUAAUUCAAAGAAGCGAUCUUUGAUAAUGUUGAUCAAUGCUACGGAACAAGAAAAUAAUACUAUUGAAGAAGAACUACUCGAACUUUCAUGGAAUUCAAGUACAGGGAAUCUGAAUUCAAUCCCAAAUCCUGUUGAUAAUAAAAGCAUUGAUAUUUUCUCAUCAAUUUUAGGAGAUGCAGGUACAGUUGAUAAGAGGCGUAAACUGUAUGCAAAUGGGGGGAUAAUAUCAGUUUCCAACCGUGUUUUGGUUACUGACAUUCUAAGUCAUGUUAUUGAGCCUGAAAACAUUACUGGCCUAGUUAUCUUGCAUGCAGAGAAUAUUUCCCAAUACUCAAUGGACAGAUUUGUUGUCAAUCUAUACAGAAGAACAAACAAGUGGGGUUUUGUAAAGGCUAUAUCAGAUAACCCGGAGAAAUGCUGCAGAGAUUUUCAGCCAUUGGCAACUAAGAUGAAGUACUUCAAGGUGGAUAAGUCCUACCUUUGGCCUCGAUUCCAUGUUCGUGUGACAGAGUCAAUUCAGAGGUUGUCGAAAAAAAAGGGAGCAACUUCUGAGAAAAUUACGGUCACUGAAGUUCGAAUAAAAAUGACUGAUUACAUGCAAAAAAUUCAAAACUCUUUAAUGGCCAGUAUUGAAACUUUACUAGGCGAACUAAGAAGAAAUAACCCUGACAUUGCUUCUGAUAGGUGGUCUAUGGAGUAUGCAUUGGACCAAAAUUUUGUCCAAUCUAUUGUUGCUGCGAUGAACCCCGUUUGGCAUAGGGUUUCAAUAACAACUAAAAAGUUGAUAUCAGAAAUCACUACUUUGAAACAAUUUUUGGAAGAUUUGUACAAACUAGAUUCCGUUUCGUUUUAUCACAAUAUUAAAAACUACAUUGAUGAACACAGAAUGUCGUUAAAUCAAAAAGAAUCUCUAUGGCUCAUGAUUCCUGAAUCGACAGCGACAAUUGCUUGCUCAACUGACCGGGUUUUUAGAAAAAUCGGGACCAAGGAGGGGAACACACAAAAAAAGUAUCUUCUGGAAGAGUUACCCAAAUGGGAACAGCUAUUGUUUAUUUUGGAUGAAAUAAACGAUGAAAAACGCUUGAAAGACUCCUCGGAUGACGGCCCCAUAGUGAUUGGCUGUUCAUCUAGAAGGAUCUGUUGCCAACUUGAAAAGGUCAUGCACAGCUACAGGAUACAGCAACUUAAGAAGACAAGGUGCUAUAGCUUCAAACGGAUUAUGGAAUCUGAACUUAAGUAUCAACAGUGGAAAAAAUCAUCUGGAAGUAUCAUGAGACGUAUGAAUGAAGAACUAAAGAAAGUAAAAUCAAAUUCUAAUAUUGCCGACGAGGUUACAGUCUCCAAAACUUUUACGAGAGCAAGCACAAGAAAUUCUGAUAGACGGCGGACCAGAGGAGGUUCUGUUAUGGCACGACACAACAGAUUACUAAAUUUGACAACCGAAGUAGUAGACGAAGGUGAUAAAGACCUGGAAAAUAGUGAUGUAGACAAGCUUAAUAGCUACGGAGAAGAAUUAAACGAUACGGCAGAUUUCAAAGGGAUGAAGUUAGAUGCCAUCGAGGAUUCCCCUGUGCAUUUGGAAGUAGAAAAAAUGAGUUGUGCAUUUAUAGAAAGGGCUGAUGAGAUUAUCAUUUCCACUUUUGAUACCAUUGAUCUUGAAGAAAUUAUGCCAUCUUAUAUUAUAUGUUAUGAACCGGACUUAACAUUUGUGCGUAACAUUGAAUUAUACCAGGUCUCAUUAAAGCCCUCAAAGUGUUUUUUUAUGUAUUACGGAGAAUCGGUUGAAGAACAGAUGUAUUUAAACUCAAUAAAGUAUGAAAAAGAUGCAUUUACUAAAUUGAUCCGAGAGAAGGCUAAUAUGCCCAAGUUUUUCAACACUGCCGAUGAUGAAAAAAUAAGGUUUGAUGGAAACUCAAGAAAUUUAAAUUCUCAAACUAGAAUAGCAGGUGGGAGUACGGUGACCGUUAAGAGCAAUAAAAUUAUUGUUGAUAGUAGAGAAUUUAAUUCACAAUUACCUUUUGUUUGUUUCUUGGCGGAUAUUGAAAUUAUACCUGCAAUGCUAACAGUGGGUGACUAUAUUUUGUCUGAUGAAAUAUGUGUCGAAAGAAAAGCGGUACGUGAUUUGAUAGAAUCCUUAGAGAAUGGUAGAUUGAUGAAACAGUGUGAGAAUAUGUUUAAAUGGUACAAAAAGCCAGUAUUGUUGAUUGAGUUUGAAGAAGGGAAGUCAUUUUCUUUUGACCCAUUUACAACAGGAUAUUUAACUCGGAAUUCUUCGAAAAGCGUUUCUAACUAUGAGCUCGAACAGUUGCAACUGAGGAUUGCUGCUCUAAUUGCUUCAUUCCCUAAGUUGAGUAUUAUUUGGAGCAGCUCACCCUUUGAGACUGCUAAAAUUUUCAAGGAGUUAAAAGCUGUUUCAAAGGAACCAAACCUUGAUUAUUCUUUAGCCGCCGGUACUGGCGAUUUAAUUUCAGGCUCAAGGUUUAAUGAGGAUGCACUCAAUUUUUUGAGGUCGAUACCGGGAAUAACUGAAGCUAAUUCACUUUUGAUUAUUAAUAAAGUUCAGUCUUUAUACGAGUUUUGUCAAAUGAGCGAAGAGGACAUUGGUGCCAUUAUUGGAAGAGAGAACGCUAAAAAGGUGUUUGACUUUUUAGAUGCUAAAUAUAAUUAG